AUGGCACCUCGGAGUAAACAAGAACUUGAUGCCCUCGCUGUCAUUGAUCCCGAGAUCGAUGCCGCUCUUAAAUCAGGCAAACUUCCCAUCCCGUCCUUCGACUAUUCAGACCGUACAAAUGUGAUAUCCCAACUUCGUGCUCUCGAAGCCUCCUUCCCAAUACCACCAGCCAUUGAGCCUGUCUUGGAAACGGCAACGAAGUAUACAACACGAGACAAUCAAGAGCUGAACCUGUUCGUCUUCCAACCUGCUCAGAGUUCCAACAAACCCAAGCCAUUGAUCAUCUUCUACCAUGGCGGCGGCGGCUCCUUGGGCUUUGCUUACAGUGCGGCGCCAUUGGCACGCAACCUGGUACUUCUCCAUGACGCUGUGGUCAUCAGCCCCCAAUAUCGACUUGCACCCGAGCAUCCAUUCCCGACAGGACCCAACGAUGCUUGGGAUGCCUUCGCAUACAUUGCCACUAACGCUGCCACCUUCUCAGCUGAUCUAAGCGUCGGGUUCAUCGUCGGCGGAGUCAGUAACGGCGCCGCCUUGACCAGUGGAAUCGCGCUUCGAGCUCAAGAAGAUCCGGCUUUGCCGAGGAUCACAGGCCUGCUUUACUCUGCACCUGGCUUCGUCGGCUCUGCAGACUCUGUGCCUGCAGAGUACAGAGAUAGAUAUCUCUCACGCACGGAUCCGCGCUGUCUGACUGCCCCUAUCCUGUCUGAAGAUUUGAAAGCGGUUUUCAAUGCCGUCUAUGGCGCUCCGGAAGAUCACCCGCUGUACCGAGCAUUCAACGUCCAACCGUUCUCAAAGCAUGCGGAAACCGCGCCCAAAGCCUACUUUCAGGUGUGUGGAAUGGAUAUCCUACGUGAUGAUGCAUUCGUCUAUGCGAACAUAUUGGAGGGAUUAGGCGUGCAGACGAAAGUAGACGUGUAUCCCGGCACGCCGCAUGUUUUCUGGGCCGUCUUCUCGUGGAUCUCGCAGGCCCAGAAAUGGAAAGAGGAUACCGGGAAAGGCGUGGGCUGGUUGCUGGGGAGAGCUUGA
Molecule: messenger RNA, 1026 nt
Organism: Exophiala aquamarina CBS 119918
Lineage: Eukaryota; Fungi; Ascomycota; Eurotiomycetes; Chaetothyriales; Herpotrichiellaceae
Exons: 2
Coding region: 1-1026 (341 amino acids)
Molecular function (GO): hydrolase activity
Source: RefSeq, a predicted model, not a curated record